Pteropus alecto (black flying fox) is the source of this 1815-nucleotide messenger RNA. It is a transcript of the gene RAB25, whose product is annotated as RAB25, member RAS oncogene family. The record is from RefSeq and is a predicted model, not a curated record. Gene Ontology annotation, cellular component: recycling endosome. Gene Ontology annotation, biological process: exocytosis. Bases 1023 to 1664 code for a protein of 213 amino acids. The transcript has 5 exons. Gene Ontology annotation, molecular function: GTP binding; GTPase activity. Lineage: Eukaryota; Metazoa; Chordata; Mammalia; Chiroptera; Pteropodidae.
UCUCAGCAGAACCUUUCCCCCCCGGGUGGCAAAACCUGGCACGUGACCAGUGGGGGUCAUGGUGAACAAAAACCACGGGGCCCCAAGCUUCAGUGUCCUUCGGCCCCGACGAGUGGGAUGCCUCCUCUACUCUUGGGGUUCGGAGGGGCCACCCCUUCUCUUCUGGGCACUCACACGCUUACACGGACCUCCAGGGACAGACAGGAUGGUUUGCUGUGUGGCCUCAGGUCCUGGCGGUGACCUCUCAGGGGCCUUCGUCCCCAGUCCGGCCCCUACACAGCCCCUCACCCCAUCUGGUCGCUUCUGCCCCAGGUCUCCCCUUACCAGUGUCCCUAGAGCAGGUCUGAGUGGGGACCCAUCCCAGGGGAGCAGGUAGGUGGCAGGAUGCAGCUCUACCCAGGGUGAGAACCUGCCGCGCCCAGGUCUGGGCCUGUCGGGGACCAGGGAUGGGCAGAGGUCGCCGGACCCGAGGUGCAGCUGCGUCCACAGCUGUGCAUGGCGGCAGGGGGUCUGCAUGCCGCCUGCCCUUCCUCUGGUGCCCCGGUUGCCCCGCACCAGAGGCUCAAAAGGAAAAGCAGGCCAAGCAGGUUCCUGCUCUGAAGGACGUGCGGGUCCCAGGAGCCAGCCACACACUCGGCCCUCAGCCGUCUCUCCGGAGGUCCUGUCGCCGGCCCAGCUUCCCCCCCUGUCACCACCAAGCCUGCUCAGAGGAGACACCCAACCUGCCUAACCUGUCUGACGUCACCGUCUCUCCACCCACCUGGGCCCCAGGUCCCGCGCCUGCCCUUCCUGUUCUCCGCUUCCGUCUCUCCCUACAGCGGGGCCACCUGCCAGAGCCCAGCGCCCCAGGCCCCGCCGGCCCUGCCCGCCCUCCACCCCUGGCUGUGGAAGCUUCUUCACCCCCAAUGAGAGGACGGGAGGAUCCCGGUCUCUUGAGAGCUGAAGGCUGAGGGCAGUGAGCCAGCACGUAGACCCGUCACCUCUGUCCUCAAAGACACCUGCGCCCUCCAUGCGGAGCCAAGAUGGGGAGCAGGGCCGAGGAAGAUUAUAACUUUGUCUUCAAGGUGGUGCUGAUCGGCGAGUCGGGUGUGGGGAAGACCAACCUGCUAUCCCGGUUCACGCGCAACGAGUUCAGCCACGACAGCCGAACCACCAUCGGCGUCGAGUUCUCCACCCGCACCGUCAUGCUGGGCACCGCCGCUGUCAAGGCCCAGAUAUGGGACACGGCCGGCCUGGAGCGGUACCGAGCCAUCACCUCGGCGUACUACCGUGGCGCAGUGGGGGCCCUCCUGGUGUUUGACCUGACCAAGCACCAGACCUACUCCGUGGUGGAGCGCUGGCUGAAGGAGCUGUACGACCACGCCGAGGCCACCAUCGUUGUCAUGCUCGUGGGCAACAAGAGUGACCUCAGCCAGGCCCGGGAGGUGCCCACUGACGAGGCCCGCAUGUUCGCCGAAAACAACGGGCUGCUGUUCCUGGAGACCUCGGCCCUGGACUCCACCAACGUGGAGCUGGCCUUCGAGACUGUCCUCAAAGAGGUGUUUGCAAAGGUGUCCAAGCAGCGGCAGAGCAGCUCCCGGACCAGCACCAUCACUGUGGGCGGCACCCAGGCUGGGCAGGAGCCCGGCCCUGGUGGGAAGCGGGCCUGCUGCAUCAGCCUCUGACCUGAGCUCGGCCAGCCAUGUCCCCCAAGCCCAGCCAGCCCCUGCCCUGCGGUUCCGGAUGUCACCGUGGCCAGUCCCCAUGCGCCCCCAACAGAGCUCUAGGUCUCCAGGCCCCGCCCACAUGCCGCUGUCAUCCGCCACCCCCACAGAC